GACGACAUCCGUCUCAUGACAUCAUCUAGCAACAACGCUUAUAGUGAUGAAAGAAACCCUUACUAGCGGACGCAUAAUCGCAGCUCCGAUAUAAAACAUAACAAAACGAAACAUGCAGAGUAUCAUACAACAGCUACGCCGUCAGAUAUGGGGAGGAGACACUUCCGGUAAGUUUACAGACCGGAUCGGAAGUGUGCCGCUCUUCGACAUUAUGCAGGGGUUCAGUUACGGUUGGGAAGCCAGGGUAGAUGCGCCAGAAGUAAACACAUCUACUCACCCUACUAAUGUCAGCUACACACACCAAUUCAAAGACAGUGAUAAAAGCGAUGAUGGAGAUAAUGGUGGCAACAACAACAACAGCGUAGAUCAGGUCGAUCCAGAUCUGUUGACCUACGUAACGGUUAAAACAACUCCGGCUCAGCGGUACUACUCGCUGAGUGAUGUAGACGAAGAAGAUGGAGAGGAAUUUAAUGACGCUGAUAAUGAGUCCGAUGAUGAGGACCAGGUCUUUGUCCGGAGCAUAGACGAUGAUGAUGAUUCUCAUUAUUUUAUUAAUAUGAUUAGACAUUAUUAAAAUUUGCAUGUUGUA
Dreissena polymorpha is the source of this 589-nucleotide messenger RNA. RefSeq lists its product as uncharacterized. The transcript is spliced from 2 exons. NCBI's taxonomy places the organism in Eukaryota, Metazoa, Mollusca, Bivalvia, Myida, Dreissenidae. The coding region runs from base 113 to 574 and encodes 153 amino acids. The record is from RefSeq and is a predicted model, not a curated record.